CCAAAACAGACAACCAGUCAAUUGAACUACAUCGUUCCACUGUCAUUGACACGGCGAACCGAUUUCGACCCCGUUGUUGGCUUCUUGUCACUAUACUUUGCGCCUCUCUCGCGCGCAACUGAUCACUUAGCGCAACUAUAAAGGAGGACCGAAAUAGCUACCUGCGUCCAGGUCAAAAGUCCUACGUCCUCCUCGAGCCUCUCGAACCCCUCCUUAGAUUCCCCAACAUCCCGGAAGCACGACCAUCCCCAAGAAGAAGCAACAAAGCCUCAACAUGGCCAAAUCCGCACGACGAGGCCCCAAGGCCAAAUCCUCCACAACCACCUCCUCCUCGUCAGGAUCAGGUACCUCGACGCCAGCGUCCCAAUCCUCGAUGCCGCUCCCUCCCUUCACGAAAGCGCCAGCCACGCUCCUCCCGCUGCUCUCCCCCCUCUCCCCAAGCGAGAUCUACCUCAUCCACAUCGACAGCACACCGAUCAGCCUGAAGCAGAAAACCUUCCUCGUCCCGGUCCUCAUGAACCUCGCCAUUGUGUGCCUGCUUGCCUACCGGGUCUACUCAGUGCGACACAUCUACCCGGCGAUGUUCGCCUCGGUAGUCGGCCUCACAAGCUCCCUCUCGGUCGACACCUCGACGCUCAGCUGGAGCGACCUGUCAGGCGUCGUGCUGGGCCGCAUCUUCACCGUCAUGCUGGACUACUUCCUCGUCACGGUGCUCCUGCCCUGGCCGAUCCGGUUCCUGUUCGGCCCCCUCCAGUGGCGCCGCCGCGUCGGGUUCCGCGACCAGGAGAUCAUCUUCCGCCGCAGCCAGGCCGGUCUGACCCGGCACCUGAAGCGGGACCGCUGGAUCCGCGAGGACGAGGAGACGCGCGACCGCAUCGUCUCGGCCGUCACGCCCGAAAAGGUCCGGAAGACCGGGUAUCUCCUCGUGGACAAGGACUGGGACCUGGACUACGAGAGCAUGAUCGUGGCCCACGAGAUGGUCGACGGCCACGGCCAUUCCCCGAACAAGGACGACACCGCCGCCGUCCAGCUGGACGAGUUCCGCACGGCGGUGGUGGUGAACACCGACGCCCACGGCUGGUUAGUGUGGCGGGUGGACGACGAGAACCCGACUGUCGCCGCCGCGGAGGAGGCCGCAUCGUCGAAGAGAGACCGGAAGGGCAAGGCGAAGCAGGAGACCACCGAGGAUCCGAUGCGGUCCGCCCAGCGCGAUCAGAUUAUCGAGUUCCAGCAGAAGCUGACCGCCAUGGGCAAGGAGGACCUGUUCUACCGCUGGGUCGAGCUGAUCCAGUAUGAGAGCACGAGACCCGGCGGGUUCACGCCCGAGAGGCAGAUUUCGGCCAUGAACCAGGUCAAGCAACUCUUCGAGGAGAACGAUGUGGACUUCUCCAAGUUCUGGGAGGAUGUCGGUGGGAUGGAGGAUUUCACGGAUCAGCUGGAUUAGUUGUCCUGGUUUUCCUUUGUGGUCUCAAAUUUCUCUUGCAACUUUUUUCCUUUCAAUUACUAUGAUUUGUUUCCCAUGUAAUAUAGAUAGAAAUUUUUUACUUCAUCCAUUGCUCGAGAGAAGAUAUUUGUGCUGGGGAGAGAGAAGCUCCAGACAUCAGGAGCAUUGGUGGUGCAUGGCGAGGCGUGGGAUAGGUUGGCUUACGGGGGCAUUUAUCGGUUCCAAUUUAUGUUUCAUUUAAAGCAAACCUAACCAAGGUCACAGCUCAAAGUUCAAGUGAUGCGCAUGUCUAGUUCGCGCCGGCUAAUGGAGGGAGAU
This is a messenger RNA of Aspergillus homomorphus CBS 101889, 1762 nucleotides long. RefSeq lists its product as uncharacterized. The transcript is spliced from 2 exons. Lineage: Eukaryota; Fungi; Ascomycota; Eurotiomycetes; Eurotiales; Aspergillaceae. The record is from RefSeq and is a predicted model, not a curated record. Bases 275 to 1444 code for a protein of 389 amino acids.